ACGUAGAGAGAGAAAGAAGAGAGAGAGAGCGCCAUUCCUCUUCUUACCAAAAAAAAAAAAUUAACGUAGGGCUUCGUCGUCUUCAUUCAGGUGACAUAAGCAUAAGUGGUAUUGGAGGUGGAGAAAACAAGAAUACCUUUCUAGAGAGAGAGAGAGAGAGAGACCUAAUUAUCAACACGAUCAGCUCAGGCCAGGGAAGAUAAUUAUGAGUCUGGGAGGUUCAUCUUUGGGUACUGGAGGUAGAAAUUUGAGAAGUGCGAUAGAGUUUGGGAGAACCCAUGUUGUGAGGCCGAAGGGGAAACAUCAGGCCACAAUUGUUUGGCUUCAUGGUCUUGGCGACAAUGGUUCUAGCUGGUCUCAACUGUUGGAGACAUUACCUCUUCCAAAUAUUAAAUGGAUCUGCCCAACUGCUCCAUCUCAACCUGUUUCAUUGUUUGGUGGCUUUCCUUCCACUGCCUGGUUUGAUGUAACUGAUUUGUCGGAGACUGCUCCUGAUGAUGUUGAAGGUCUGGAUGCUGCAGCAGCCCAUGUUGCUAGCCUUCUAUCAACAGAGCCAGCUGAUAUUAAACUGGGUAUCGGUGGUUUCAGUAUGGGAGCAGCAACUGCCCUCUAUUCGGCAACUUGCUUUGCUCUAGGAAAAUAUUCGAAUGGGAAUGCAUAUCCAUCAAAUUUAAGCGCGGUUGUUGGAUUGAGCGGCUGGCUUCCAUGUUCCAAGAACUUAAAGAGCAAGAUGGAUGAAGUAGCUGAAGCUGCUAACAAAGCUGUCUCUUUGCCUGUCCUGCUUUGUCAUGGUAGAGGUGAUGAUGUGGUUCCAUUCAAAUUUGGCGAGAAAUCUGCUCAUGCUAUGAGCUCGUUAGGGUUUCAGAAAGCAACAUUCAAAUCCUACAAUGGAUUGGGGCACUACACAAUUCCUCAAGAGACAGAUGAUGUUUGCUCAUGGUUAACCUCAAACUUAGGACUUGAAGGCAAUUAAUUAAUCAGUUCUUGUUUGAACUUUCAAGAAAACAAGAACCUAUUUAUACUCAAUUGUUGUUUUUUAUCACUCUUUUCAUAUUUGUAUCAACUUUGGAUUAUGUUUGAUUUCCAAAUCUACUUGUUUUGUUUAA
This is a messenger RNA of Impatiens glandulifera, 1106 nucleotides long. RefSeq names its product acyl-protein thioesterase 2. The transcript has 10 exons. Lineage: Eukaryota; Viridiplantae; Streptophyta; Magnoliopsida; Ericales; Balsaminaceae. Bases 206 to 973 code for a protein of 255 amino acids. Gene Ontology annotation, molecular function: hydrolase activity. The record is from RefSeq and is a predicted model, not a curated record.